Messenger RNA from Cotesia glomerata, 1432 nucleotides. RefSeq names its product leucine-rich repeat-containing protein 34-like. The coding region runs from base 391 to 1260 and encodes 289 amino acids. The record is from RefSeq and is a predicted model, not a curated record. Gene Ontology annotation, molecular function: protein binding. NCBI's taxonomy places the organism in Eukaryota, Metazoa, Arthropoda, Insecta, Hymenoptera, Braconidae. The transcript is spliced from 8 exons.
ACCAAAUUAAAUGAUUUAUUUUUUUCAAAUUUUUGUACUGAAAAAUUUAAUGGAACAAGGAAAUUAAUUUUAAAUGGCAAUGAUUUGUUUCCUAAAAUCGGGAAACGGAUAGAAGAUGAUGAUAUUUACAAUCUUACGGCUUUUUUGAAAAAAAAUUCUGAUAUUAAUUCGCUAAGUCUUGCGUAUAAUUCUAUUAAGUGUCAGGGUUUUAUUCGUCUAAUUAAUUACUUAAUUACAAACGAUAAAAUAAUUGAACUCAACGUCCAAAAUAAUGAAAUAAGUUCAGCAGGAAUCAAAAACUUAUGCUCAAAAUCUUCAAAGCUGAAGCUAAAAAUCUUGCGAUUAAAUGGAAAUAAAUUAUCACCCGAUGUAUGUAAAGAAGUAGCUGAGAUGAUUAUUAAUUCAUCUAUCGAUCAUCUUGAUGUCGCAGAAAUUGAUAUAACAACAUCGAGUUUUUUUUAUUUUAUGUCAGCAUUGAAAUCAAGCAGCCUGAAAAUAAUCGAUCUCAGCAGACCGAUUCCUCAGAUUAAUAAUUAUUUAGACAGUGAAUAUUUCGCCAGAAUUAUCGGUUCGAUGCUAAAAAUCAACACAAAUUUAACAGAAUUACAUCUACAGAAAUAUAAUUUCUCGUGUCAUGACAUUGAGUCAAUGCUAAUUGAUGCCAAAUUUAACAAAACUUUACAGUUAAUUGAUCUAGGAUGCAACAAUAUUGGCGAUCAUGGGCUCGAAUCGAUUUGUAAUUGGAUUUGUGAGAAUCCAGCACUUUCUGGGCUAAUACUUUCGCAUAAUAUUAUAACAGACACUGGAGCUAGAGCUCUCAGCUUUGUUUUACCUUUUUCAAAGAUCAUCUUAUUAGACGUUUCUUAUAACAAAAUAAAAGAUAAUGGUAUUAAAGACAUUUUAAAUAUAAUUAAUAACAGUACUUCUAUUAGAUAUUUGAGAAUAUAUGGCAAUACAAUAUCAUCUUCAGCAGAAAUUAUUGAAAGAAUCUUAGAGUCUGGUGUAUUGGAGCAAGAUAAUCUCGACGUAAAACCUUACAAAGUAGACGGUAAAUUUUACGCAGCUCAUUAUCCAGCUGACCAUUACAAACAAAGAUAUUACAAUGUUCCUCAGUCAAAUUUAUACUCCCAAAAUCCAACAAUUUUUGCGUACGUCGACGCGGCGGCAAUUAAGCCGAAACAACGGAGGAUAAGUCAUCGAGUGAAUCGUCGACUGAUUGGUACAAAGUUAAAGACAGUAGAAUGCAAAAAGUCAUGCUGAUUUUAGACAAAGUGGAUUAUGAUCUGAGAAAUUAUAUUUUAAAUCAGAUGAAUGUUGACGUUCAACUAGAACAAGCUAUUGAUUAUUUAAAUAAAAAUAAUUGAAUAAAAAAUAUUUUCCUAACUACCACAUGUAUGUACAUUUGCAUUUUUUUUUAAAUUUAUAAUUCUAA